AUGCACAUACCAAUAGUAUUCAUAUUGUUAGUGAUCCAGUGUACACUCUGCCCCAGUAUUCGAGUGCCCGUGAACUGGAGCGAUGACAGUGAAGUGAAUACAAGCGAACAGUUAAAAAACACGGUCAAACAUGAAGAUGCUAACGAAGAACACAUACCACACGAAUAUUUUCACUACACUGCGAAGAAACCACAAUUCGCCAUCAACAUAGCGAAAGCUCAUGGUGUUCAGUCCCCUGAAAAGCUUUUUAAAUCUCAUCCCAUUACACCUCAUACGGGCUUUCCUAAGCCACGGUUAGGAGAUCACCGCAUUCAUCCUGAAAAAAUUCUUGCUCGACCAUACAGAGGAUUUGUUCAAAGUUCUGGUGGUUCUCAUUACGCAAAACCUGCUACAACCUCUUUUGAAGUGUACCAUCCCUAUAAAUCAGAAGAACCUGCAUUGCAACAACUGUAUAAAGAUCCCAAUGUUGAUAAAAUAAGGAAUAAUUUACGAGAUAGCCAUCAUAAAUUACAGAAGUAUCAAAAUGAGGCUGGACAGUCAAAUGUCACAAAAAACGAAUACGUCGAAAGUCCAGUGGAAAUCGAUCACAGAAAACUUCCACAAAAAAAUAUACCAACACAAUUUGAAGUGCAUAGACCCCAGCGCCGACCAGUUUAUUAUAAUUAUCCACCGAAACCGAUUCACAGAGAGAAUCUAGUAAGUCAAAAACUUAGACAUCCUUGGAGUCAAAAUAUUGCCAAAGUCACUCCGAUUCACUAUCGUCCUAUAAAGAAUCAUUUGCAUGGAUUAAGACAACAACAUUCAUUGAAAUUUGAUGACGAGCGUAAUGAAUAUCCUCAAUUACUGCCACAGGAAGAUGAAGAAGAAUCAGAAGGUUAUGACAUAUAUCAAAAAGGUAAAGCUAGGUUUGUGCAACUAAAGGAUGAUGUUGAUGACACAAUAAAUAAAGUGUUGCAACAAAAUAGGCAACAUGCUGGCAGUAAUCUGGAAUCGCAUAGUGAAGAACGAGAUAAUGAAAACACGUCUAGUAAAGAGGUAGAUGACGAUGAUUUUGUUCCCGUAAAAAAUUACGCUCAAGUGAGAAAAACAGAAGUAACAAAACAUCUCCCUAGAGAAGCUGCAGUUCAAGAUGCCGAGAACUUUGAAGAAAUUCAAAAUGCACCACGAUUAAGAGAAGCUAUAAAGAGUAAAAAAGCACAAAUCGUGUAUUCUGAAGAAGGUUAUGAAGAUACGGCUUACGAUCAUGCCGGGGAACAAAAACAUGCAUCCGAUCAUGAAAAUCAUGGUGGAUAUCUGAAACAAGAUGCAGAGAGUAAAGGAAAAUAUAAAACACCGUCUUUAAGUACGAAGUAUAAAAAUAAAGAAGGAUCAAAACAUGGGAAUCAAAUAGAGCAUGAUGAAAAAUGGGAAAAUGAUAUAAAACAAAAUGAAGAUGAAGAUGAAUCCGAUUAUUACGAAUCUGAAGAAGAAGUAUCUGAUAAUAAUAAUGAAACAGAGGAAAGUGAAGAAAAUAACCGAAAUAAACGAAACACCGAAGGUAUUGUAAAUUUAGAUAUUGGCAUCAGCAAAAAAAAUAUUGACACACUUAAGGAAAAAAAUAAAGAACAAGAUGUAGUGAACCAUGUUGUGAUAAAGCGUGAUGUUUUGCUGAAUGCUUCAAAUGAAAAAUCGAUACAAAAAAAACAAGCUGAUAGUAUAAAGAAAAAAUAUCCCUAUUACUUCCAAAACCUUAAGCUUCUUAGUAAAAACUCCCCACUUCGUUAUGCUGAAAACUUUGAACUUAUCCCUAAAAAGUCAAAUGGAGGUUCCGAGUUUUACGACUCAAAAUCUCAGCUUGAAUGUCCAGAAGUUGAAGACGAUGUUGAUGCUAUACCAGAUAAAUUAAAAAAAGAAGGUCACCCAGAUGAAAGUAUUGAAAACUUAAGUGAGGAAGCUAAAGAUAAAGCAAAGUUUAGUACUUUGGAAAAUAAACAAAGACUUAAAGGACUUGGCGACAAAAUUGACUGUUUUAAGGCUAAAUAUUUUGGUGAAAAUCCAUUGGAUAAUCCCUUUUUUCAAGAAGAUACCAUUGAAAAUCCUGAACCUGUAAUAAAACCCACUUUAGAUGUAUUUAAUAACAUACAGGUAGACAAAUACACGGAAGACGAGCUAUUAACCCAAAACUCCGAUAUAAUUAAUGUUCUGGGUGUAGUACGCAAAAAUCAAAAUGAAUCGUCAUCCCCUAGUACGGCAAUCAAUGUAGAUAGAGCUAAAUAUAACUCAAAUGUUACAUUUUCUAUACCGGAUACUAAAAAUUUAACACUCUCCUACAUUCGCAAAAAAAGAGCAACACCUUUUACUUAUGAACCAUAUAAAAUAAUUAAAGACAGUCAAAUUCCAGAUUCUAAGAAAACUACAACUAGUAGUAAUAUAAGUCCUUUAAUAAAACAACUACAAUUGAGCAGAGUUAUUGAUAAAGUAACUAUGAACCAGGAUAAAGAUCUAUCUGUAAAGAAGAAUAAUACAAAAGUUUACAAAACUAUCGGUAAAGGUGACAGAAAAGAAAACCAAAAUGAUAAAAGUAAUGAUACAUCUAUUCCCAGUUUUGUUGAUGUUAAUUCUGACUUACGAAGAGGAGAACCACGUUAUGAAAUAAGACCACAAAAUCAUAAACCUCAAUAUACACCAGUCGAAAACAAAAAAGCUAUAUCUCGUGUUGACAACAAAGAACAAACUGCGUAUAUAGAAUCAACAACCCAAAACCAACUUAAAAAAUCAAAAAGACGAAAACCAACUAUGAAACCAUACUUUGAUGUUUCACAGUUUCUACCAAAAAGUAUAGAUACACAAAAUACUGCUUCUUCCAAUAGAGUGCGAAGAAUUAUUCGAACCAGUACUGUGAUACCAACAACAGAACGACUGAAUCGACAAAAAUAUCGACAAAGUAAUAGUAGCGAAAAGGAGUACGAUGAACAAAAUGAUAACGAGAAAACUAAAAUAAUGACAACUUCUGUUAAACCAACAAUAAGAAAAAAGACCAGAGGCACGACUACUACAAUCAAGCCUAUUAAAGUCGAAAAUGAAACUGAGCCACCUAAACUCCGUCUUGUUACCAGAUUCCGUGAUUAUGAACCAAAUCAAGAAACAAUAACUAGUUAUGAUGCUACUACAAUACCAAAUGAUAAUGAGCGCAACUCUCCAAAGUAUACAGAAAAGAAAAGGAAAUCGACGAAAAGCACUUUAGUCACUGAUACAAAGACUUAUGGAGAGGGAGAUGGAGAUGAAGACGAUAUGAGAAAAGAGGAAGUUGAUGAUUUAAUUGGUGUAAAGCAUGAUGAAGAAUAUUUACCUUUGUAUGACAGAGUUGUCAAUAAAAUAAAUCGUUUAAAAAAUGAAGAUUUGAAUAAAAAAAUGGAUCAUAGCUACGAUAGCGAUGUUUAUGGUGAUAAUGCGAGUGAAGAUAAAUUCCACUUUGAUGAGGAUGACGAUGAUGAUGAAGAGGAGGAGGAAGAAGAGGAGGAGGAGGAUGAGGAGGAAAAUGACGACAGUGGUGUAAAAGAUAAAGAUAAUGACGAAUACGAAGAUGAGGGUGAGGAUAAAGAAAACGAACAAGCUGAAACUAAUUCAAAUGAUAAAGAAAGUCAAUUAGAGAUCACAACUUCGGAGCCAACUAAGAGAACAUUAGCUAAAACUACUGAAGCUCCAGCUACAACAACGGAAUCACGUAGCGCGGAAAUACAAUUAAAACCAACCAUAUCUAAAAAGAAAAUGGAAAUACACACAGAACUACCUUUUAAUAAAUCUUCACCACAUGUUACUCAAUUUAAACAAGACAUUAAAGAAUUUGAAAUCAUCAAGGAAUUGACACCUAAACCUAAAAAGAAAAAUAAUAAAAACAAAGAAACUUUAGAUUUAUUCAGAGAUGAGAAGUUAGCAGAAGAAGUAAAUAAAUUAGGAGAUGUAGAAGUUUUUAGGGAAAAUUUGGAUGUGAAAUCGGGACCAAAACAUGGUGGAAAUUACAGAAGUAUAACACCGGAAGAGUUAGAAAAAGAAAAUAGACAUGUUAAAAAUAAAGGUGACGUCGAAACCUCACAGACUGAAACAAGAAAGUUUAUAGAAGUAAAUACGGAAAUACCUUCAAGAAGACGCGUUGGUUAUACAAGUCGUAGUACUCCACAGAGAAAUGGCAGCGAGAAAAGUGAUAAAUAUGUAGAGCUUCGUGACACCUACGAUCCAAAGCCACGUUUGCAUGGUGGAAAUUUGAAACUGCCGCAAAGCAGAAGUCAAAACCGCAAUAGUAAAAGUGAAAGAUAUGUUGACAUUAACGAAGAUGAAAAUGAGGAACCGUCACGUAUGCACGGUGGUAAUUUUAAAUCAUAUGGGAGCAGUAGAAACUCCGGUCGGCCCAUGCAUGGUGGAAACUACAGAAGUGCGAAACUGGUUCAGUCUGAAGAAAGUGAAGAAAAACCAACUCAAACUCGCGGAAAAUCAAGAGAUAGGGGAAAUGCAGUAGCUUCAUUAAAUGGGUAUGCACGCGCUGUUCCAAUUCUAACGACUACGCCAGGAUUUAUUUUAGACCCUAGCAAACGUAUGUACUACUAUGUCGAUGCCUAA
Molecule: messenger RNA, 4593 nt
Organism: Pararge aegeria (speckled wood butterfly)
Lineage: Eukaryota; Metazoa; Arthropoda; Insecta; Lepidoptera; Nymphalidae
Product: MATH and LRR domain-containing protein PFE0570w-like
Exons: 1
Coding region: 1-4593 (1530 amino acids)
Source: RefSeq, a predicted model, not a curated record